This is a messenger RNA of Prorocentrum cordatum, 768 nucleotides long. Lineage: Eukaryota; Dinophyceae; Prorocentrales; Prorocentraceae. The record is from the annotation of a GenBank genome assembly.
GCCAUGCUCGAACAGGUCGCUGCUCACUGGAGCCUGGUCUUCCUGCCGAAGUCCAUAGAUGUUGCCGCCGCGAACGCGUGCCUCUCCCGUUUCUGCCCCUCCCUCGACAUCUCUGAAACCCCGCCCCCGAGCUUCGCAGAUGUGCAGCGGCGCCCUCUUGGUCUCGAAAACACGGACCGCAAAGUCAUUGCGGGGGUCAUCGCUCGGAAGCUCUCUCGCCAACUCCCGCAGAUCACGAAUGCCUUGCACAGAGGGCCCACCACAUCCAGAAGCUUUGGCGAUAACAUCAUAGAGCUUGAUGCGACGUCGAGAAUCUAUUCCACGCAGAAGAAUGCGUCGGUAGCCAUGCCACCUUUGCCCAGCUUCGAUGUUCAGCAGGCCAUCCCGGGUGCGGCCCUUGAGUGGGUCCACCUGGUUCUCCGUCACAUGCAGCUUCCCUCGUCAAUGCGUUGGUUCUUCUCGGAGCUUCACCGCUGUGCGCAGUGCUUCUCGGCGACGAUGACAGAGCCCCCGCUGCUGUAUUCUGUCCAGAGCGGCAUCGUCCAAGGAUGCCCUGGAUCGGGCUUCUGGUUUGCGCUCUGCGCGGGCCCGUUCAUGCAAGACUUCGACCGCAGCGUGGACCUCAGGAGCGCUGGCGCCAUUCGGGCGUGCGCCGGUGACAUUGGAGCAGCGAUCAUAUGCAUCGAGGUGCUCAAGAUUUUGUCUCGGAUCUUCGCAGCGGCGUCGAGAGUCGCCGCCCUCGUGCUGAAGACCAGCAAAUGCAAGCUC